AUGGUCCUUCGAGCCAACACCAGCGGCAAGGAAGAUACAGAAGCGCCAGGGCAACACGACCAGCGACAGAGAGAACGUAGCAGCAGAAGAAGCAACCCGAAAACUGGAACGAGGAAAAUGGAGCCAAUGAACACCCUCGCCACCCAACAGCAGGAGCUGGGCCAACAGAUGGGAAAACUGUUGGCCAACCUGAAAAAAGAUCCAGCGGAUAGAAAGACAGUGAAUUACAUAGCAGACCGGCGCCGUCAGUUACAAGGAUACAUUUCGGCUGUGAAGAUAAACCACCAGAAGAUAGUGGAAUUAAAAGAACCACAGCACGAGUACCACAAGACCAACUUCAUAGGGCAGUUGGAAGACGUUCACCUCAAGGCCAGCGACUACCUGGACAAGAUAGAAAGGUCGAUAAAAACAGAGGGAGAACACGAAAAACGCGACACCGCACAGGAGAUGCGGAUUAGGAAACAGGAGAAAUUAAUUCACUCCAACGACGCGUUAUCCAGCACAGAAAAAAUGCACUAUUUAAAAAGUCAUGUGGAUGGAGAAGCUGCCAGGUUGAUUCAACAUCUACACAUCAGCGAGAGGAAUUACGAAACAGCAUGGGACAUAAUAACCAAGCGGUACCACAACACGAGACUAAUUACAUCAAAAUUACUGGACAAAAUACUCGACUUCCCGGUGAGCCAUAAAGAAGAUGCACAUCAAGUGAGGAUGCUUCACGAUACAAUACACGAGUGUCGGGAAGGGAUCAACAACAUCGGACAUGAUACAACCUCAUGGGGUCCAAUAAUAACAAAACUUAUUUCCAGAAAAUGGGACACAGAAACUAACAGGAUAUUCGAGCAGUCUCUCAAAAAUCCAACCGAGACGCCGGCACUAGAGGAAGUGAUGGAGUUCAUGAAGUCAAGAUUCCAAUCUCUGGAGGCGUUAGCAAUGAAGAGAGGAGAUCAACCACCAUCAUCAUACAAGCCUAACUGGGUCGGAAAUAAGCAACCAAACUGCACAUACUGUAAGGAACAACACCAAAUCGAAAUGUGCCCAAAAUUCGGCAAACUAUCCGUUGCCGAAAGAAUCAAAAUUGUAAAAGAGCAACAGUUAUGCUUUAAGUGCAUACGCCAUAGCUGCAAUACGGACUCGUUUAAAAACUGUUCUACAUGCAGGUACCCUCACCACUCGCUACUACACCAAACCUCAAGGACAGCUCCAGCCACAAGAGGAAGCCAAGCGAUGUCCCACGCAUCUACAGCAGCCAAACAAAUGGAAGUCAAGGAAGAAGAUCAACAAGUCCUCUUGGCAACAGCAAUAGUACGGGCCCAAGACAUCCUGGGACAACGCCAUCUACUACGAGCACUGGUAGACCCAGGAUCCCAAGCGUCAUUCAUCACCGAGCAAGCAGCUCAGCAACUGAUGGUACCCAGGCAGAAAACAAGGGCAAUGAUAUCUGGAUUGGGAGAAGGAAGUCCGAUCAACGCAAGAGCAAAAGUGACGGUACAUCUCCACCCUCGUCAGUCUAGCAAAUACACACUGACAACAGACCUCAUCGUGUUACCGAAAAUAACUGGGAUGUUACCAAUGAAGUCAAUGGAAUUCGAUUUGGAACCAUGGCAGACCAAGAUCCUAGCAGACCCAACCCUCAACAUCACAGGUCCAAUACAUGUGCUACUGGGAGCCCAAGACUACGCCAAAAUCAUACUAAACGGUGUUACAAAAACGGCGUCUGCAUUGCUAGGACAGCAGACCGAAUUGGAAUGGAUAGUGUCCGAUCAAGUCAUGUAUCCAGAGAAAAAAGGCACACCAGUCAUCGGGAUGGUUUCAACAAUGGAAGAAGAAAGAAACCUGUCAAAAUACUGGGAAAUGGAGGAAGUCGAGGUGUCAAGCCGCUCCAAAGAAGAAGACAUACAAUGUGAGAACCAUUAUAUGGCCACCACCACAAGAGGGCGAGAUGGAAGGUAUACAGUGAGGAUACCAUUUAAAGAAGCGCCUACCAUGGUUAACAGUUCCCGUUCGCUAGCAGUAGCUCGACUGCACCAAUUGGAAAAGAAGCUAGAAAAGGAGCAUCGAGUACGCGAGCAGUACAAAGCGUUCCUUCAGGAGUACAUAGACCUGGGCCACAUGAAACUAGUACCCCCCAAGGGAGAAGGAAGAUACUACAUUCCACAUCAACCAGUCAUCAAGGAAGCAAGUGCCACAACAAAGUUAAGAGUCGUGUUUGACGCGUCCGCAACCACACGGUCACGAAAGAGCCUCAAUCAAACCAUGCACGUGGGACCAAGACUGCAAGAAGAAUUGGCAGACAUCCUGGUGAGAUGGAGAAAACACCCGGUAGCGUUCACAGCAGACAUACAAAAAAUGUAUCGUCAAAUAAACAUACAUGAGGACGAUCAACCACUGCAGACCAUACUCUGGAGAUUCAAUCAGCAUCAACCCAUACAAGAAUACCAGCUAACCACAGUUACAUAUGGGACAACUGCAGCACCUUAUUUGGCAACACGCACCCUACAACAACUCGCGAAGGACGAAGAAAAAGAAUACCCUAACGCAUCAAGGGUUGCGUUAACCGACUUCUAUGUGGACGAUGAGCUAACAGCCAUGCUAGACAAAGGAGGAUUCAAGCUACACAAAUGGUCAACGAACAAACUACAAAUGCUACAAUCAAUCCCUGACGAAUUAAGAGAUCCAUCCGUAUCACAAUUCAAGGACGAAGAAAUGAAGAAGUCAUUAGGGAUACUGUGGAUACCACAUCAAGACGUGUUCACAUUUAAGAUAGAAGAAGGCAAUCCCGCAACGACCAAGCGUGGUAUAUUAUCAGCAGUAGCAAAAAUAUUCGAUCCAUUAGGAUGGUUGGCACCCGUAACCAUAAUGGCAAAGCUGCUCAUCCAACGAUUAUGGUUAACAAACGCUUCAUGGGACGAAAACAUACCGGAAAGUUUAAGGAUGGAAUGGUUGAAGUUCACCUCCGACAUUGGCUCAGUCGAGGAAAUUCAGAUCCCAAGAUGGAUACAUAACAAGAACGAAACAUUGGAGAUACAUGGGUUCUGUGAUGCAUCAGAGAAGGCGUACGGGGCGGUAGUUUACACAAAAGCCAGCCAAGGGAAAGUGUCACUGCUAAUGGCAAAAUCCAAGGUAGCCCCUGCACGCACGAAGCCAACAAUACCGAAGUUGGAAUUAUGUGCAGCCGUUCUACUAGCCAGGCUGAUCAAGAGAGCAACAACAGCACUCCAGGAAAAAGACAUUACCAUCUUCGCAUGGACAGAUUCAAUGAUUACUCUGGCAUGGAUAAAAGGAGAGCCAAGCAGAUGGAAGACAUUCGUAUACAACCGAGUAAUGGAGAUAAACAAUUUAACGUCGAAGGAGCAAUGGAAUCACGUCUGCACAAAUGACAAUCCCGCUGAUCUAAUAUCAAGAGGGACAACAGGGUUCAAACUAAAAACAAACGAACUAUGGUGGAAUGGACCAAAAUGGUUAGCAAGCGAGGACUGGAAAUCAAGUGAAAAGGCCACACCGACAACAAACUUAGAAACAAGAAAAUGCAUGGUAAUUACAAAAACAGAAGAAGACGGUCAGUGGAUGCAAGAAAGAUUCUCGUCGCUAACAAAGUUAAUCAGAGUCACAGCAUACUGCAACCGGUUUAUAUCAUACUGCAGAAAGAACCAGAAAUCAACAGAACACUUAACAGUAGAAGAAUUGAAAAAAGGAUUAAUCCAGCAGAUAAGAAGAUCACAACAAGAAACUCACCUGAUCGAAAUACAAGCCUUAACGAAAGGCAAGAAAAUACCAACAGGCAGCAAGAUCACAUCCCUAAAUCCAUUCAUAGACCAGGACGGAGUACUGCGAGUAGGAGGAAGAUUAUCCAACUCAUUGCUAACAUACAGUGAGAAGCACCCGUGCAUUAUUGGAGCAAAGUCACAUCUGGCGCAUCUAUUAAUAAUAGAUGCACACCAGAAAACACUGCAUGGAGGACUACAGAUCACCUUAGCAUACUUGAGAAGAAGAUACUGGAUCAUCAACGGGAGAAGAACCGCUCAAGGAACAAUAAGGAAGUGCGCAAGAUGCAUUCGUUACAAGAAACAAACAGCGACUCAAUUGAUGGGGGAUCUUCCGGCAGCACGAGUUACACCAUCCGCGCCAUUCCAGCAUUGUGGAAUAGACUACGCAGGCCCUAUACAGGUCAGGGCAUGGAAAGGUCGAGGUCAUAAAUCGUACAAAGGGUACAUAGCCGUGUUCGUAUGUUUAGCAACACGGGCAAUCCAUUUGGAGGUGGUCAGCGACAUGACAACAGAAUCAUUCUUGGCAGCCCUAAAACGGUUUCAAGCACGACGAGGCCGGUGUCAGCACAUAUACAGCGACAAUGGAACAAACUUCGUAGGAGCCAGCAAAAUGAUAGAGCAAGAUGUCCACAAGAUAUUACAAAGCAAGGAGAUCCAAGACGCAUCAACUACAGCAGGAACCCAAUGGCACUUCAUCCCUCCCGCAAGUCCUCACAUGGGCGGUAUCUGGGAAAGUGGUGUAAAAUCAUUAAAACAUCACAUGCGACGAACAAUUGGCGAAACAACGUUAACAUAUGAGGAACUAACAACGCUAGUACAACAAAUAGAAGCGUGUCUCAACUCGAGACCAUUAGUGCCCAUCCGAGAAGUAAUGGACGAAGAUACAUUAUUGACACCAGGACAUUUCCUAAUCGGGAGACCAAUACUGGAACCAUUGGAAGAAACAGGAGAGGAUUUAAAAAUAGGCCUCAGUAACAGGUGGAAAAUGGUACAGAAAAUGAAAAAGGAAAUCUGGAAAGCAUGGUCAUCAGAGUACUUACACAACUUACAACAACGCUACAAAUGGAAAACCAAGAACGACAACAUAAAAAUCAACGACAUAGUACUCGUCAAAGAUGACAACCUCAGCCCAGGAAAAUGGCCGCUAGCAAAGGUGAUAGCGACUCAUCCAGCAGAAGAUAAUAUAGUGCGAGUAGUAACAACCCAAAAGGCAGACGGGAAAACGUCCAAAAAAGCAAUACAUCAACUAGUCCCCCUACACUCAGAAGAUGCACAGAAAAAAUCAGCCGCAGGAAACAACCAAGAGAUGAAGAGUUUCAGCAUAAAAGCAAUUGUUGUCACCAUACUAAUGAUGAUGAUAGGCACUACAGUGGCAGAGUACAACAUCACGCAUCCAAACCCAGGGUUUUACAUAGAACACAUGGGAGAUGGAAGGAUUGAACGAGGAAUUUUCCGGAUCGAUAUUCAAUACAAGAAAACACGGAUAAAUGAAGACAUCCACGCAACGCUGCAAUCAAUUACACAGUUCAAGGAGCUAUGCAACAAGACAGCAGAAAUAGCAGAAAAUUCACACUGUACCGAAUUAGUGCAACUUCUCGAGGAUCACGAAAAUGAAAUACAAUGGUUAAAGGAAGAAAUAGGCAGCACGAUGGUUGAACGAAGGAAGCGAGGAAUAUUGGGGGACAUACUUACAGCAGUAUUCGGAGUCAACGAUGAAGUAUAUAAGGACAUCGCCUCACUGAACAAAAAUCAGCAAGAAAUUAUCAGAAAUGCGGACAGACAGACGAAGAUUAUGUUAUCAGCACUAUCAGCCUUCAACGAAACCGAGACAAAGAUUGAGAAGCAGUUACAAAGAUUCCACCGAAAGCUAAAUGAAGGAAUUCAAAUGAUAAAUCAAAUGAGCAAAUGGUACAGAACAGUCGACGAGAACAGACUAAAUUUACAAGUGCUAAGUAUAUACACCAUCACGGUAACCUUAGCAAACGAAGUCCAGCAUCACUACAAAAAGGUAAUCAAUAUCAACAACGGAAGAGGAAGUCUUCACGAACUCAUAUCAGACAUCAGAAUCAAGAUAAUCCUAUCCGAAGCAGAGAAGAAAAUGCCAAGCAACGUAAGGGUAUUAGCGCAUCCAGUGCUAAGGGUAGCAGUAAAACAAACAGACACUCACAUCCACGUCCAGGGCUUUUUUCUGGUGGCAGAGAUCACAGAAUAUGUGAUUAUGAAAAUUACAUCUAUUCCGAUCAAAAUUGAAAACACGACCUUCUGGACAUUGGAAUCCAUCAACGGGGUGCUAGCAGUGGAUUACAACAACCAGCAAUAUUUCGAGAUGACAAAUGAAGAAUUCAAAGAAAGUAUCAAAAUCGCUAAACACAAGUUCGUUUGUGCACCAACAGUAGUAAAAAAGAUCGAAGAAAAUCCAAACUGUAUCAUCAACGAGAUGUAUAAUAGGACAGAGAAGAAUCAAUGCAGCAUCCAACAACACCACUUCCAGGAUAUUGUGUGGAAACAACUUUAUAUGACUAACACAUGGAUGUUCGUCACCGCACAACCAACGAGGGUAGCCGUAACAUGUAAUAACAAACGACAGGACGUAGUAUUAAAUGCAACUGGAAUUCUCAAGGUAUCUCAAGACUGUUUAGUUCAAACAAGACGAAACAUAUUAAAUCCCAAACGGGACUUCGACACAUCAGUACUUGGUACGUACAUCAAACAUUUAAACACACGUAUCAACCAAGAUACCAGGAUGCCCGACCAAAAAUUGAUUGAAGAGGAACCAGUCCUAAAGGCAGAAGACCACUUUGGGUCCAUCAUCAAAGAAGAAGCAGAAUUACAAAACGACAUACACAACACCAUCUGGCGUACGGUUACGACUAAAUCGGUCGCAACAAGCACCAUAACUAUACUUAUCAUCAUCAGCACCAUUGGGGUCAUAUUUGGACUCAAAAACAUGGAAAACCAAACACAAGGAGGCAACUAG
This is a messenger RNA of Photinus pyralis (common eastern firefly), 6741 nucleotides long. RefSeq lists its product as uncharacterized. The record is from RefSeq and is a predicted model, not a curated record. Gene Ontology annotation, biological process: proteolysis; DNA integration. Bases 1 to 6741 code for a protein of 2246 amino acids. NCBI's taxonomy places the organism in Eukaryota, Metazoa, Arthropoda, Insecta, Coleoptera, Lampyridae. Gene Ontology annotation, molecular function: aspartic-type endopeptidase activity; nucleic acid binding. The transcript has 4 exons.